AUGAACUGCAAAGUCUCCCGAGACACCCUCUACGAGGCGGUGCGGGAAGUCCUGCACAGUAACCAGUGCAAGCGCCAGAAGUUUUUGGAGACGGUGGAGCUUCAGAUCAGCCUGAAGAACUAUGACCCUCAGAAGGACAAACACUUCUCGGGCACUGUCAGGCUUAAGUCCACUCCCCUCCCCAAGUUCUCCAUAUGGGUUCUGGGGGACCAGCAGCAUUGUGAUGAGGCCAAGGCUGUGGAUAUCCACCACGUGGACAUAGAGGCUCUGAAGAAACUCAACAAGAAUAAGAAACUGGUCAAGAAGCUGGCCAAGAAGUAUGAUGCCUUUUUGGCUUCAGAGUCUCUGAUUAAGCAGAUCCUGAAUCUGGGCCCAGAUCUGAAUAAGGCUGGCAAGUUCCCUUCCCUGCUGACCCACAAUGAGAACAUGGUGGCCAAAGUUGAUGAAGUGAAGUCCACGGUCAAGUUCCAGAUGAAGAAGGUGCUGUGUCUGGCAGUGGCUGUUGGCCACAUGAAGAUGACAGAUGAUGAGCUUGUUGUGUAUAACAUCCACUUAGCUGUCAACUUCCUGGUGUCGUCGCUCAAGAAAAAUUGGCAGAGUGGUGGGACUUUGUACAUUAAGAGCACCAUGGGCAAGCCCCAGCGCCUGUACUAA
Messenger RNA from Physeter macrocephalus (sperm whale), 654 nucleotides. RefSeq names its product 60S ribosomal protein L10a-like. Gene Ontology annotation, molecular function: structural constituent of ribosome; RNA binding. Lineage: Eukaryota; Metazoa; Chordata; Mammalia; Artiodactyla; Physeteridae. The record is from RefSeq and is a predicted model, not a curated record. Gene Ontology annotation, biological process: maturation of LSU-rRNA; translation. Gene Ontology annotation, cellular component: cytosolic large ribosomal subunit.